Messenger RNA from Ectocarpus sp. CCAP 1310/34, 3728 nucleotides. The record is from the annotation of a GenBank genome assembly. NCBI's taxonomy places the organism in Eukaryota, Phaeophyceae, Ectocarpales, Ectocarpaceae.
AUGGGCGUCAACGACGUGGCCACGCUGGUGCUGGAGGACAAUCAGGGCAUCACCUACGAUUUUUACACGUUCCAGAGCGUAAUCGUACCGCCGCUAGAGCACGCCGGAGAAGUAUGGGAAGGAAAUAAGAAGGUAGUGAAAGAACUCACGGCGGCGCAGAUGAAAGCAGCGAAAAUCAUCCUAGGAUGCUCCAGGCGCACAAGUAAUGCAGCCGUGAGGGCAGAAUUGGGGAUCCAAUCCCUACGGUCGGGAAGAGACGCGAGGAAGCUGACCUGGCAGUAUCGCAUGUGCGGGAUGGGAGAGGAGAGGUUGCCGAGGAUUGUAUGGGAGGCGAAGUGGGCAAACAAAAAGAGGGGUAGACAACCCACGGAAUGGGUCAAGGUUGUAGAGGACGUAUGGAAGGGGCUCGACAUCGACGAAGAUGAAACGCUGGAAACGGAGGGUCUACAGGGGUUCAAGGAGAAGAUAUCUGUUGCUUGUGCCGAAAGAGAAGAACAGAAUCUAAGAAAAGAAGGAAUAGGGUUCAAGGAGUACCCACAUGGACCAAUGGAUGCAGGAACAAUGCUGAGGUCAAAUUCAGGACCGGGGGACAUAGGCCUUCGAGAACGUCGACGAAGACAUAGGACGGUAGACGAGGAAGACGACGAGUUCAAAUGUGAUUGCGGCUUCGAAUGCGAAGACCGUGUUCAUGUAGUCGCGGAAUGUCCGUUGUACAAGAAGGAGAGGGAAGUGUACGUGACUGAGCUGGGAAAAGUAGAUGGCACGUACAGGGAGAUGUUUGAGGCAUGGAAUAGAGAGGAUAGGACGGUAGCUGACGAGGCGUUGGCUGAACGGAUGCUCGAAAAAGUAGACAGCUUCAUCCGAGAAGCCAGGCAAGGCGGCAACAGCAACAGCAACAACUUAUCAUCCCAUGGGCGCGGGGCGGGGGCGACGGAAAAGGGCACCGCCGAGCAGGCUCCGCUGGAGCUGGAGGUCCACUACGACGACAGCUGGCUGGACGAGAUGGCGUGCGGUUUGUUCUUGGUGAUCGCGCUGGCGCUGAUGACCCGGCCGUACGUGGAGGUGGUUGAGUUUGACGCGGAUUCUGGGGCGAUGGCCCUGGACAGGUGGAACCUGUUCAACUGCGGGGUGUUUCGUUACUCGUGCGCUCUGGAGAACAUCAGCAAGAUCGAGAUCACCGAGGGGAACGUGUAUAUGAUGUCGGCGCACGCCUUCGAGCACCUACGGCAGACCAAGGAGUUCGGACUGCGGGUGAUCUUCUCCGUGCCCCUUGGCGCUAGCCAGGAGACCACAGCACAUCCCCGGUCCCCCCGGCCUAGUAACGCCGCCAUGAACCUCUCGGAUACCGAUGGCAGUAGCCCCAGUAGCGACGGCGAUGGAAUUAGUGGUGUUUCGGGUACCGUCGGCGGUGCGCCGGUGGCCCGUGGGACCGCUCGGCGUGCAGUGGGGGCCCCGCGACGAAGAAGAUGGGGGGUCUUGUUUCGGAGACUGCUGCUUUGUGGGAGAGCGGGGUGGUGUUUUGGGGGGCGUGGGUGGUGGAGACGACCAGCGGCGAGGGGCGUUCUCAGCACCUCGGGGGAGUUGAUGUAUCUGAACCUCUUGUUUGGGAAGAAGGAGCUCGACGACCGGAAUCUGCGUAGGCCCGUCGAGAUGGUGAACGAGCUGCUUCUCCGGUUUGCCAACGAUGUGGAGGUGGAUGGAGGCGAGAAGAAGGAGGGGAAUUGCUGCGUGUGCUUCCGGCGUCGCUCUCGCGUGGUGAUGUUCCCGUGCAUGCACAUGGCCACGUGUCCGCAGUGUUCGGAAAGCCUCGCUGUCUGCCCUCUUUGCCGUGCGAAUAUCUCGGAGAAGCACACCGUGUUUCUCUAGGAAGGUGCUGCGCGCCUGCGACGGCCGGGUUGCCACCGUCGUACGUACGUGAGUCGGCAAGGGGAUCUACUAGUCCGUCGCGUGUGUGCCUCUCUCUCAUAUGAAACCGUCUGCAGUAGUGGAAGAUUCCGAGGUUUUCCUUCAAGGCUUCUGUGUUUCCUGGCGGUCGUGCUGACUCUUGCAUCUGCUGAUCGUUGAUCCGCGAGGGAAGUGUGCAUAUUCUGGUCGAUGAGAAGGGCGUGCGUGGCGGCUUCCAUCCCAAUCGGAAUCGCACCCGUUGUUAGAAAGUGUAGUCUAAACAUAACCUCACAGAAAGACUUCCCGUUCGAGAUAUAACCUCAGUCGAAAGGGAUGUGGUGAAGUCUUUUCAGUGAAACGCGUUGAAGGGGAGGGGGAUACAUAGGAUAGUAGGUUAGGAGUGAUACUGAUGUACAGCGUUGGAGUUCAGUCUUUCUUGUGUGUAACGUAUCAUCGAGGCAAAUGAACAGGCGGCGAUCAGCACAGCAGUAGAGUUGCAGUCAAUAUAGGUAGAACUUCCCUGUUUUUCUUCGAACGGUGUGUGUCGAAGAGUGUUGUCGAGACCGUUUGCAGCGUGUCUCAGCCAUGUUGUAGAGCAUCCUUCAUGAAAAGCAGUAGCAGCAGCAACGAGUAGUAGUCGAUUGUAGUGGAUCUUAUCUGGUACACGACGAAAGGGAUCCGAACGCCGGCUGCUCCGAACACGAUGGGAGUUUGGCUGUAGGGAUAAAGCGUGAGAGUGUGCAAAGGGGGCUUCCCUGACCGUCUACCCAAUGCAGAUUGGAGACCAUCGACGUGUUGUAUAUUCACCUGGUCAAAUGACGCCAUUUGAUGUGAGAAAUAUCAAAAUUUUUCAAUCACCCAACCCCAGAGUGAAAAACAAUGGAUCCGAAGGCAACAAACUGCCCAAGUAACCAUUCACAAGGGGGAACACAGUGCCCAAUGUCCCUUGAAAUAUCUGAUGAAACAAUAUCUUCUAAUCUCAGAUCAUAUGACGUCACACGACCAGGUCAAAUUUUCUUCAAAAUUAAUUUCUAAAUCUAUAGGUUUUGUUUUGCACGUUACAUUCCUUCCUUCCGGAGAGAAUUCUAACAAAACCAUUGAGUUCCAUUCAACCAUCCUCAUGUCUCUUGAAGUACGUUCAAAUCAAUCCUCACAUCUUGAUCGAUACCACAGCAGUGGCUACCCGCGUUGAUACCAACAUCGUUGGUUAUCUGUACUUCCAUCGACAAAAUACAUCCUAUCAUGUUGCUCCUACCUCUACUCUUAUUCUUACCGUUAAACUUCAUGAAUCAACCCCAUGACGAAUGAAUACGGUACCAAAUCUUGUGCUCAGGCUGUGUCUUAUCAGGCCGAAAAAAUACGUGACUUAUUUUACCGAACAGUAACUUUUUUCACGAAACCGUAACUAGGGUUUCCAGUGGUUCUUAUCGGCAGAAGGCGCGAAGGUGCAUAUUUUUUCAAAAUUUACGGAAAGCGCCACGGCUCGACGUACAUCCUCCUCGUCGAUAGCUCGCCGACGGCGCUUCUCCCGGCGUUGCGCUGCGAUCCCCCUGGGAUCUUGACGCUUCCCACGCUCAGGCAUGGUAGUGGAGUUGCCUUGGGAAGCACUUUGGGGUGUUGUUGGUGCUAUCUAGGUGUGGUGUGAUGAAGACAGCACGCGUGACCGGUGUCUGCUCCGGUAGUCGCAAAAAAGCGGGAAAUUUUUCACCGAACAGUAAAAGGAGCAAGCCCCCAAAAAAUACGCCUUGCUCUUUUUACGGAAACGUAGAGGAACGCCUCCAUAUAUUUCAAGAAAAUACGGUUUCGUAACCAAAUACAUACGCAUUUUUUUGGCCUGAUAAGAC